Molecule: messenger RNA, 24099 nt
Organism: Pocillopora meandrina
Lineage: Eukaryota; Metazoa; Cnidaria; Anthozoa; Scleractinia; Pocilloporidae
Source: the annotation of a GenBank genome assembly
ACAGAUUUAGAUCAACCAAAAAUUACUUCACCGGAUACCAGACCCGUGGAAGGAACUGACGUGUCUUUAUCGUGUUUUGUUGAUGGUAAACCCACACCGACAGUAUCCUGGACUGUGAAUGGUUCUCCACUAAAUACAAGCAGAAAUUCAAGGGUUUCCCUGAGCAAUUUAAACGAGCAACUGACUAUAAUGAGCUUAGACAGAACAGACAGUGGAGAAUACCAGUGUGUGGCGCACAACAGUCUUGGAAAUGUUUCUUCCAAUCCCAGUGCACUUAGAGUGCAAUGUAAGACAAUAUUUUUUCCUUUCAAUUAUAAUUCUUAUGAAUAUCACGUGUGAAAUAGUAAGUUAAUUAAUUUCUCGAUUUUGAUAUGUUUACGAUCUUUCUACCAAGUAAAGCACUUGUCUUUUUAAUUUAUAAAGUAUCGAGGAAUUUUUAAUUUACGAAGCAUUAACUUUGGAAUCUCUUAUGCGGCGAUUAUUAAGCUUUUGGGUGAAUGCUCUCAAGUAACCGGUAGGAAACUGCCUGAUUUAGUUAUGUUGCAACAAACUACAUUUAAUGAUAUUUCAGUGACUAAAUUUAAUGAUCAAUUACCAUCAUUCGUAAAUUGUAGGAAGUAAAUUCCAGUGAAAUUAGCCAUGCUCAAGUCAGUCUGAUACAUUGCACUUCAAAAAGCUUUUUUUGCUUUAUUAUCACAACACAAAUCAGCCUGCAGAUAUUAUUUGUUAUUUGCAGAUCCACCGGCGAUCGCUUUCAAUCCCUUGAAUGCCACAAAAGAGGAGGGGGAAAAUUUCACUUGGUUUUGUGACGCUUCAGGAAAUCCAGAACCAAAUAUAUCAUGGAUCUUUAACGGGUCUCAUUUCAAUACGAAUUACAAUCCUAACAUUGUUUUUUCAAAAGACAAACGGAAAUUGACGAUUACGAAUGUUAGCAGGAAAGACAGCGGAGAAUACCAAUGUCUGGCGUCCAAUAACAUCGGAAAUGCUUCUUCCCAAGUUGCAACAUUUGAUGUACUAUGUGAGUACGAUGUGUCGUGAGAAAGACAAUCUUGCAAUUGCAUUACUUGGAAGGAGAUUAUCUUAAGAUCUAAAGAAUGAACUCAUUGAAAUUAUGGCUGAUUGCAAAUUAUUUGUAGCCAAAACCAAACAUUUAAAUCAAAAGUCGUUAAGUGGUGUCGUUUGGGUGAAGUCAGACUAGGAAUGGUUUGGUUAUCAUCGCUGUUGCUCACAACGUAAAAAUUUUGAAUACUUUUUAAACCCCAGCAAAUACUCCAUCACACCUAUGCGAAGACUUUGUGGUUGUUUACUAUUCACAAAAAACCACAAACUAACGGAAUGUUUCCUGUUACAGACAUACCAGGGAUCACUGCUCAUCCAGACAAUGUGACUGAAAAAGAAGGAGAAAAUGUCACCUUACUUUGUAACGCUAUGGGGAAUCCGGUACCAAAAAUAUCAUGGUACAAGGGAGGAUCACCUCUUAGUAACAGCUCCAGGGUUAAUUUGUCGGCGGAUAACAAACAUCUUACUAUAACGAAUGUAAAAAGAGUAGACAGCGGAGAAUACCGAUGUGUGGCCGCUAACAGCCUUGGAUACGAUACCUCCAAUCCUGCUUAUUUAGGAGUGCAAUGUAGGUGGAACAUUUUAAUCGCUUGUUCUUUCGUAUCUUACCUUUAAUUAAGAAAUUGUUUCAGAUUUUGAUGAUGUCAAAGUCGGUGUGUUUGUUUGAUGCUAAAUGGUUCAGCCUGCAUUUCCAUAUUUCUAAUUUUUUCAGCUUCCGAUGCCUAUAUCUGUUUUAGCAUUGUAGAUGACUUAGAGUAGAUUCAACAUAAAUGGGUUGUUUGUCCAUUGCCUACCUCUAGCGACAAAAUCUUCAGAUUUUCUUGACAGUUUGAAGGUAGCCAUUAAGACCUGAGUGAAAAGAGGCACUGUGAGCCAAAAACAAAAAGCUAAUAUCCUCUCCUGUAUUCGAAGCCGGACCUUUUAAUCCGAGUUCUGGCGAACUAAUCCCAUGUCUCUUUAUCCAUUUUUCUUAUAACUCCUCACUAGUUGUUUCGAUGCGACUUUCAGCUCUAUUUCUUAGUAAUUACUUAAUGAAAGUGUUUAAGAAUUGAUCGGUUCGUCCAUUGCCUAGAGCAAUUGGUAAGGUCCUUCAGGACCUCGAUUAUACCUAUAGGGAACAAGGAACAUGAAGUCACGUUAAUUUACACUAUACCGAUACGACUGAGGAGUUCGUAAGCAAUAUUAUAUAUUAGUGGCCUAAAGAAGCUUUCAGUCAUCUUCGAAUCUACACGUAAAACUAAGCAAUUCAACUCACCCGUUCAUGGCUUAUUACCCAGGACUAUAAUUUACACUCUCAUUUGGUCAAUUAAGAUUCGAGUCCAUUUUGAUGGGUGCAUCAUGUACAAGUCCUUGCCACAACCUUUUUCUUUCUUAAGUAGAGUUGACUUAGACUCAAGGGAGUCAAGGCCCAACACUGUUAUCUAUUGGUGCUUUGAUCUGACUAGAUUGUAAAUUUUGCUUGUCUCAUAUGGAUGACUGUAGUUAAACCCGAGAUCAGCCCUCUUCCACGAGUGAUUCAGAGAAUCGAAGGAGAGAAGUUGACUAUAUUUUGCAACGCCACUGGAAAUCCACUACCGACAAUAUCAUGGACUAAAGAGGGGAAUUCUGUGUACACUAGUUACGGUUCGAGAGUGAAUUUGUCUUACGAAGGAAAACAGCUCAUUGUCAAGAAUGUGAGAAAAGGAGACAAUGGAGUGUACCGAUGUGUGGCGGAAAACAGUCUUGGAAAUGUUACGUCACAUGGCACUACCUUGGAAGUGCAUUGUAAGUAGUGAGCAUUUUUGAUAAAUGAAACUUGAAGUUUUUCUUGUGAAGCUGAAAUGGUUCAUUUUGCUUUCCACGCAAGAGCCUUCCUUGGUCUUAAACGUAUUAUAAACAUCAGAGUCUCAUUAUCUCGAAAGUCUGAGGGACAACCAACUACCGAGUCGAGAUAACAAAGUUAUUAUACAUAAUCUUACUGCCUAAUUUGCACUGGUUUGAAAGGCCUAAGAAAAGUUGGCCUAAUAGGCCUUGAAUAACGGAUUCCAGAUUUAUUUGCACGCUAAAAGAUUCUCGUUAUUAUUGAUGCCAAAACGGUGCGGAACUGAAUUGGUUAAUCUAUGAAACUGGUACUUGAAAAGAUAAGAUAUCAUUAAAUAUGCAAUUUAUGCUUCGUUUUGCAAAUGUAGAUAUACCAGGAGUCACAAUGAUUGGUGGUCCACAACAAUUUGCAAUUGUCGGUAAAAUAAAGAAACUCUUAUGCGAGUACGAUGCUGUGCCACCCGUGUCUGAAGUGCAGUGGAUAAAAGAUGGAGAUGUGAUUGCUAGAAAUUCUAGUCUGCUGGUUAACGAGUCUUGCAUCUCUGUUCCACAUCACAAUGAAAGUCAAAUACAGUUACUUAUAAGUCAAAGUACCUCCCAGGAUGCUGGAAACUACUCCUGCCUUGUUAUUAAUGCUGUUGGUAACUCAUCCCAGAGGACGUCAGUCAUAAGCCAAGGUACUGUAUGCUACAAAGCACUUUACAACUACGUUUGUCUUUUUUGUUUGGCCAUGGGCAAUUCAAAUUGGUGGAACAGUGGGAAUCUCAUUUACCGUAAGCGCUCUCAUGAGGUUCUAGAGGGGCUACUUUAAAAUUCCCUCGCCAUGAUUUACUUAUCGGAGAAGCGGGUUUGCAUUUUCAUUUCAGAGAAGAACGGAAGGGAAUGAGGACCAUGCGACGUUACAACAGAAUCAAUGCAAUCCACAAUCAGAAAAUUAAUAAUUCAAAAUCUUCAGCUGUUUAAAGAACUCCGGGAUGGAACUAGUCCGUCCAAUGCCAAAAAAUACUUAAUCACAGGCGAAGACCUAAUCAUUCACGUAGAGCACCAAGAGUACUGUUUCAGAAAAAUCCAAUCUGCUCCUUUUUGUCUCAGGUUAAUCAGGAGCUUUCUUGUUUGGGAUAAAGCAACUCUCCCAUAAUUACGAAUGAAACUCUUGUGUUUGUUCUAUUCAGUGAACCAUUUCAAGUUAGAGCUGCUGGCGUAUCCUGUUUCAAGUUAGUACCUUGAUUGAAAAUACAAAUGUCACAAUUAGAGGGAACGUUAAAUAUCAAAUUAAGUAACUCUUGCUUCUUUUUCACACAGAGCUGCCCCUAAUCACCACCCGUCCAGAAGGGAAAAUUCUCAGAGAGGGAGAAAAGAUAACUCUGUCCUGUAACGCCACCGGAAAUCCAGAACCAUCAAUAUCCUGGGUCAAAGAUGGAUCUCCCAUAAACAGCAAAUCUAGGAUCGGCCUUUCUAAAGACAAUAAGCGAUUGACAAUAACGAAUAUUUGCAGAACGGAUAGCGGUGAAUACCAAUGUGUGGCGAGAAACAGAGUUGGAAAUGAUACCUCAAAUUCCAGAGUGGAUGUUCUUUGUGAGUGUCGUACACUCUUUAUUUCCAGGUCUUCUACUGUCAUCUUCCAAAUCCAUAACGUAGUACACUGUAUGUUAUUUUUUGGUGCUGUGUAUCUUGAGAUUACCACACGAAUGUAUAGAAAACGUAAUGUAGUCAUUGUACAAUUCCUGCACCAAAACGCAAUAUCUAACGAAUUUAUUAACUAUUAGUCAGCUCUCCAAAUUCGUUUUCUCUUGUUUUGGUCAGAGCAACACGUAUUAUAUAUAUUUUAAUUAUCACGAUCAGUAAAUUAUACAACGGACAAGGUGAGAACUGUUAAAUACGUUUGGAAAGAGAUUACUAUUACAUGAACAUGGAAAUUUGUAUUAUUUUUUUAAAUAACUUUUUUAAUGAUAAUACUGUAUUUUGUUAGAAUUAAUUUCUCUAACACUCGUUUGUGGUUUGGUUGAUCCUUCUUUAUUUACUUUUCUUCUCAAGUUGUUACAAUGGGGACUAGCCUCAAUAUAUCAGGGAAAACUAGAGUCUCCGCUUAUAAAGGUGACACUGCGGAUGACAUUUCUAAGCCGUCAAUCUUCUUGUGUCGUCAUCGUACCAUCUCAACUAGCGAAUCACGCUUGACUACGUAUUAUAGUUCCCACAUACUGAGUAAGCACCUUAGGGUUGUCUACGCAGUUACAAAAUCAAUUUCUUCCCUGAUUUUCAUAUCUUUACGGUUGAGAUCGGCCAGAACAGAAACGAGAUCAACAAUAUAAAAAUUACAAAUAACCUUGGUGUAGAGUAUUAUUUAUACCUGAAAGUGUAUCUUAAGAGAAAAUCACCUUUAAAGAUUGUUACAUAACAUCAUCUUGGUCACAAGAGUUAAAGAAGAAAGGCGCUCACAAGUACCGCCCCCAAAUUGCUUCUUGUUGCGAAACAUGAGGGGCAUCACCUGUUUACCCUUAAAUUACCUCUGGGAACACGAAGGUGUCGAACGCGACCUAUUACCUGGGAGAUUUACUCUUCCUGGACUUACAAAUUAACUUAUUUAAGAACAUGGCGUAUCACGAGUUCCAUGUCAACCUCACGAUCACAACGAAGAAAACGUGAUUAAACUCACUAGGAGAACGUGGCCAAACUCACAAGAAGAACGUGAUCAAACUCGACCUUUAAGAUAAGACCACCAAGAAGGAGUACGAAGUAAUCAACCUGCCCUUUUUAUAAUUUACAUUAAAUGAAUUAGAAUAAAAUAAUAUUUCCACCCCUUUUCUUUCCAAUACCAAUACAGGAAACCCUUACGAUAUUGUAGAUUAACUAUAAUUGUAAUUUUAUCAUUUAACAAAUUCUCCCUACUUAGACGGAGCUGUCCCCAGCUCCCAAAAGAGUUAUGAAUAUGCGGUUAGAUAAGUGGAUACAUUCUUAAGCGGAUAUAUCGUUAAGGUUGCUAACAUAAAACACCAAAAUACCGUUGUGACAAAAUACGGGGAGUAAAUAAGCCCUUUUUCUUUGUUUUUUUUUGUUUUUUUUGUUUUUUUUUGUUUGUUUUUUGUUUUUUUUAAAUACCUGUAAAAACUGGUGUGGUUCGCUGAAGGGGUAAAUAAAAAAAAAUUAUGCGGUCGUUGAGCCGUUAGUUGGACCUAGUUGUUCACGAGCAGUAAACUUCACCGCUCAAGUGAAUAGGCAAAACCAAUAUAGCCACGAGCAGUUAACUUCACCGCUCAAUUGGUGCUCAACGAACUAAGAAAGAAAUAAGUACUAAUUAUGUAAAUAGAUUUAAACCGGUGCAUGAGGGUAACUGUACAUGACCAGGAACAAAAAAGGAUACGUAAUCAAGAAAAAUAGGUAGCGGCAAAAGAUUGAGCCAAAACGGCGUAACUGCUUUUGCGUAAAAGCUCGAGUAAAUUCUCUGUGAAGGGGGAGCGAAUGCGCAUAUGGCGAGGGAUAUAAAUUUGCAUUAAAUCAAAAAUGACAUGUGUCGGAAAAAGGAGAUAAUCGCAGAGGCGAAUAACUGAAAAAAACAAACGAGGGGCAAAAACAGUCUGAGGAGUUUGUUCCAGAAAAUCUAAAAUGAAAUCGACUUCUAAAGAAGUAAAAGUUGCGGGGAGACAAAAUUGUUGUGAAGUAUGUUCAGUUUGGCAAUGUUGACAUAGGGAAACAGUAUACUGGUUAUCAUGGCGUGCCAAAUAUGCCUCAUAAAAAUCACUAGAAAUUGAAAGUAAAAAGGGUGAAACUGGGCGAGAAAAACCAUAUGAAGGAAUACAAACGAAAUGAGUUCUCUCUGACGACUCCGCCAAUUGAGAGAUGCGACGGGAGAGGUCGAAAUCCAUGGCGUGAAAAUCUGGAACAGACAAGAAGAGAAAGGCGAAGCGAAAAUUGAUGUAGUUGGUGGCAUAAUUGCAAAUGAAAUAUUUGGAUGGAUAUAAACUAAGGAAUAGCACACAGUUGAAAAGAAUUCGUUGGAAAAACUACGCAAUACGUUGGACUGAAGGUCAGUGAAAGAGAAGACGUUGAAAAUUUGAUUUGCGCGAAAAAUAAACACAAGUGAAAAAAAAUAAACACAAGCGAAAGAACAACAUUGGUUGAGUCAUUUGGCGAAUGGAAGACGAAUCACUUCGAAGUGAGAACGGUUUGAACAAUGAGCAUACAUAGCGAUAGCAGCCUUUGAAAUAUACACAUCAGCGUGAACAAUUAAAAAAAAGAUAUGAAUAUUCUUAUAGCGGAACCGGCUUGUUACAAGUAGGACACACCGAAUUUUGAUUUUGUGAAGUGGCUGGUUGUAAGUCGUGUAAUUCAUGGUCGUCAGCGUUAGCUGUAGCCGUGUCGUUACGUUGCGCGGGGGCGCGUUUGCGUCGAAACAAAACAGAGGUUGACAUCGAUGGAAAGGAUUUUGGCCUAAUGGAACGACAGUAUAGAAUUAUGAAAACAAUUAUGAAAACUAUAGAAUAGAAUAGAAACUAUAGAAUAGAACUAUAGAAUUAUGAAAACAAAACUAUGUGGUGGUUGAUUGAACCUCGUGUAGGUGGGAUAUCUCGUUUUAACGUUGCUAACCGGGUAGUAAGUUGCCCAUCUAGUAUACGAAAAGUGUGGUCUAAAGAAGUCAUUGUUUUGUUGUCGAAUUGAAGCGGCGGGGUCAGAUUCAAUGAGCUGUAAUGUAAUCGCAAAGUUUUGUCGUCGUUAUGUGUCCACGGAAUGUAGCGAAAUGAUUUAUGAGAGAAAAGUGGUAGAUGAAAGGUGAUGCAGUCCGGACAAGUUCCCAGACCGGUUUGCUGAGAGGCGAAUGUGAGAUCACAGGGAAAAUGAUAAACGACAAGAGGAGAAAUAUGUAGAAUGUGAGAAGAACCGUUGGUGGUGUUGUAAACGUUAAUUGAACCAUGCUGUGUAGAUAAGUAAUAACGUCCUCCUUAAUGAAACAAUUCGUUGAUAUUUGAGCAAUCGGGUGCCUUUUGGUGGCGGCGAACGAAAUUAAAUUGAGUGUCUCUGUGCCAGGGAAGGCCCAACCAACUAGUGUCAUUGACCAGUUGUAAAAGGUGUUGAGGGCAAAUAAAGGUUUCAUCGGUUCGAUAACAUUUACCCAAAAGGGAACGAUAUAAGAUAUAUUCGGUAUGUUGGCAUCGAAGUAAUGCUAAUUCAUCUCGAAUAACUGGACCUUGGAAACAAAUGCCUGAAAGGUUGUAUUUGAGUGGCAUUAAGUACUCAAUUGUGUAAAGACUGUUGUCCGAAGUUAGUUCUAAUAUGGUAAAAAGAAAAUUAAUCCCAACUGACUUCCCCAUGUGGUAUUGGUAAUCUACGAAAGGUUGUAUUAAGAGGGGGUAUCCCGCGCUCAAUGCCGUAAUAGUAUCCUGUAAGGAUGGUAUUGUUUCUAGUCUGUGCUGUAGAGCGGCAGCCACAGACUAGGGUAAUUCGUUAAACCCGACUAAUUGUUUGUUAUGUAAUUUAUGUGCCUGAUGUAAAAUAUCAUUAAUUUCUGUGAAACGGAGUUGUUGCGAAAAAGUUCGGGUAACCUCUAAAGAAAACUUCGAAAAACGUUCCAUGAAAUUGUUAAAAUGACAAUUCUCGUGCUUAGCGAACAAUUUUAGCUGAGUUUGCCAAUCGGAGAAAGUCGAGUCAAUCUGGCGAAGAGCAGAUUGAAGUUGGUUAACCUUGAUAACCAAUCGGUCGGUAACUUUGGCGAGAUAUACAGUUUUGCCAUUAACCGUUCGUAUCAGAUAACCCAUGGUUUGCGUGGCCCUAAGUGAUGCCGUAAACGUCUGAAUAAGACUCAAAACAUUAUUCUUUUCACAAGAUCUUCCUAGGACUUUGGUAUAGAAAAAACCGUGGAAUUCCUAAAACACCAGCCGAACAAGCCCAAGGCGUCGUUCGUCUUCGCCUAGACCCUCUUUUGCGAUUUUGCUGCGUUUCCAGCAACCAUCGGCGUUCCUUCGCGCUUAUGUUGUCACAUUGCUUCAGAGCCCACAGUUUGCAUUCGUUCAGUGAUGUUUUAUAUGCAUAGGGACAAUUCAUUGUCGAACUAAACCCGGUGGAAUAGUGGUAGUAUCUGCGCAAAUAAGAAUCGCAUUCGAUCAGUGAGGUAUAGCUAUGCAUGGACAUAAGUCGUUACCUAGCCCUUUGAGAGUUAUAUAUCUGUUCUAAUAAUUGGUUAAAAAAUUUUGAAGUGUCCUCGACGCAAGUGUUAUUAAUGGUGAAUUUGGUGCCCAUAUCUGGUGCUCGCAAAUCAACGAAUAGGUUAAACAGUUUGGUAUUUUUAUAGAACACGACUGGGUGUGGAUUGUGUGAAAUCAUGAGCGAUUCAGGGUAAUAGGUCACCCGCUUACCAUUAAGAUCAUAGUCGGUGAAAAAGGAGUUUCGAUCUUCCUGUGCAUGUACAGCUACAAACGAUAAGGUGAAUAACGGAACUAGUAGUAUUAGUACAGUUCUACUUAGACUUUUUGUUGAACUCGUCCAAAAGUCGGGAAUCCAAAAUGUUUUCUUCGGGUUCCCAUGUAUUUUCGGAGGAUGGGUAGUUGGCCCACUUAACCAGAUAUUGUACCUGACCAUUUCGUCUGCGGGACUUGAUAAUCUUUUCGCCAUGGUAGACAUCCGGUUCGUUAAAAGGAUCUGGAGAAUCAACAGGAGUUGAGUUAACAGUCGUACUUACAUCUGUGUCAGAUACAGCAUUAGCGUUGUUAGUAGAUGUAGGGCCUGCUGGCUCAAAACUGUCUGCGGGUACAGGUAGCACUGAGGUAUCAAAAGGUAAAUCGUCAGGAUCAUCCUCUUUAGGAGGUAAAAUUGGGCGGUCCCCAGGGUCAUAAAAAUGUUUCAAACGGUUGGCAUGGACUGUGGUGGCCACUAGGCGAUUGUCACAUGUGCGAACUUGGUAAUGUACCGGUGAAAGUUUUCGGCAGAUGCGAAAAGGUCCGUUCCAUUUAGGUAGGAGCUUCUUGCUUAAUCCUCGCAAUAGAUAGAAAGGGGUAUCCCCUAUGGAUACACACGGAGAUGUGCGAUAGGCGAAUAAAAUGGCAGGGAUAUAGACAUCCCAGUCCAGUUGGUGUCAACUGACAUAUGAGGAAAUAGCUUCAGCAAGUGUAUUGUUGAAACGUUCUACAAGUCCAUCCGUCUGAGGAUGAUAAGCCGUAGUGUUUACCUUUUUGGUGUUAAGCAGACGACACACUUCUGUUACGAGGGGGGAGAGGAAAUUGCUUCCACGAUCGGACAAAAGAGUUCGUGGGGCGCCAUGGCGAGUGAAAAUUUCAUCUACCGGCAAACGGGCUAUAACAGGAGCCUCAAUAGAAGGAACAGGGAACGCUUCCACCCAUUUGGUUAAGUACUCAGAAAAAACCACAACAUACCUGUUUCCUAAUUUGGAAGGUGGGAACGGUCCAAUGAUGUCACAAGCUAGACGAUCAAAGGCAUCCUGAACCGGUAUGGGUAACAGGGGAGCUUUAUGCCUGUUCCUGGGGCUUUUCCUCAUUGCACAAUCGCAACAACUGCGACACCAGUGGUUCACAUCCGAAAACAUUUUUCGCCAGUAGUAGCGUGUGCGCAGUUUCUCAUAAGUCUUAACUGUGCCAAAAUGUCCACCUGUAAGGUCAUCAUGAGCCCACACGAGAAUUUCCAGGUAGACAAUCAGGUCUGACAGAUCGGGAUCAUUCCGCUGUAGUUCGUGCACUCGAGAGAUUUGAACGCCUGGGGUGUCAAGAGCUUAAACGGAUGGCGAAGAAAUGGUAUAUGGUCGGCGAGAGAGUGCGUCCGCAUUCGCAUUGGCUGUGCCUGGACGGUGUUUGAUUUCGAAAUCAUACUGCUGAAGGAGGAGAGACCAUCGAGCUAACUUGCCUGUCGGGUCAGAUAUGGACAUUAACCAUUAUAAGGAAUGGUGAUCGGUGUGCAAAAUGAAUUUGCGGCCAUACAGGUAUGGCUCAAACUUCUUUAUCCCAAAGACCACAGCUAAUGCUUCUCUUUCUGUUGCACUAUAAUUUCGUUCAGCAGCAUUAAAAUCUCUACCCGCCUAUGCUAUUGCGACUUCCUUGCCAUCCUGAAUUUGACCUAAUGUAGCGCCUAUACCUUCGUUAGAAGCAUCGAUAAAGAGUUGAAAGGUCUCUUUGAAAUCUGGAAAGGCUAGUGUAGGGGCACACACAAGGGCAGCCUUUAGAGUCUCGAAAGCCUGUUCGCAAAUGUCCGUCCAAACGAACUUUUGAUCUUUGCGUAAUAACUUAUUCAAAGGAGCUGCAAUUUUGGAGAAAUCCUUAAUGAAACGACGAUAAUAGUUAGCCAAACCAAGAAAAGACCUCGGCAAUGGGAAGGAGUCCUUUCUUGUAACAGCAUUUAAACGCCUAAAGUCUACAACGAAACGUACCAUCUUUCUUUUUCACCAGAAUAAUGGGAGAAGCCCAGGGGCUGGUACUGGGCUGGAUUAUGCCCCUAUUUAACAUGUCAUCCACAUGUUCUUCAAUAAUUCCGCGUUGGGUGUCAGAGACGCGAUAAGGGCGUUGACGUACUGGAGGAUGAUCGCCUGUAUCAAUGCGAUGUUGGACUAAACCAGUGCGGCCGAGCUCCUCCGGUUUUAAGGCAAAAAUAUCACGGUAUUCUGCGAUUAAGGCCGUUAGCUGGGUUAAUUGGGGUCCGUCAAGAGUAGAGGAAGUGAGGUCUAAAAGCACUGUUUCAUCAUCCUCUGAAGGAGGAGUGGGCGUAACAGAAGCUUCAACGAUGUCGAUGACAGACAUAGAACCUGCUGAAGGCGUAAAAAUUCCCAUAGUUGACGAGCUGAGAUGCUCCACAAACGUGAUACCUCUCAGCCAAUUUGGGAUUAUGCUCAAUGAGGCCAGUUUUGCCUACAGGUAGAGAAGACUUGGGGGAAACAGGAUUCGGAAAGAGGUGGUGGGAUAUAUGUGGCACAGGCAUGUACUGAGAUCGGUUCUUCAGUGUUAGAACUGGUGAUAGGAAAGGAAGAUUGUAAGGGUACUACAUUGCAAGCUCCAAGGAUCAAGGUAUGUUCCUUGAGGUCAAUAACAGAGCUACACUGUGUAAGAAAAUCUCUUCCGAGAACGACGGGAUAAGAGAGGUUGGCAAUAACAAGGGUAUUAGAGAUGUAGGUGCGAUCUCCAAUCAAGAAAGUAAGGGUGGCUUGGCCCCGGACUGGGAGUUGCUCACCACUUACUGUGCGCACUGAGGGUAAGAGUGACGAUUGUAAUGUUGGAGGCGUAGGCAAGGUGGAAAGGAAAGCGUUACUAACUGCAGUAACCGAAGCACCAGUGUCAAUCAACAUCGAGGUUUCAUGAUCUUGUAUAGAACCAGUAAUAGAAAGGCUAGCAGAGGGUAACCUUACCUUGGAAUCCAUUGCAUUGAUGUGUGAACUGUGUUGUUCGUUAUUCUCACCAGCGCUGUGGGAUUCUGCCAAAGUUGGCGUACAAGAAACCAGUAUGUCCGCGGAACCUAAAAAGCGCUCUGUGGGUGGAAAAUCCGCCGGAAACUGGUCGCCUAACUGAGUAGAUAUAGGGGGCGUGACGGACUCUUGCCUUACUUGAUCAAGGUUAGACAUAUCUGCCGAAUUUUCCCCAUUCCCCUGGUGGGCACUGGUUGCAAACUGAGUUAGUUGAAAAUCAUUAUCGUCUUUGCGAGUAAUUUGGAAAUUCCCUUUGUGAGGAGUCACAUUGGUUUCUUCGCUGUCAGCUUUUAAAAACUGUCCACUUGAUAAUUUUUCACUGAAACGUAAUGAGUCCCCUUGUAAAACUUCGGUAAUUGCAUAAUUUUUGUCGUAGGCCAAUGUUGGCCCAAAGUGAACUGUAUUCUCUCCUAAAAGUGUUUCGGUAGCAUUUUGAUUCAAAUAACUGUUGUCCACCUCGUUGUCAUUGUCAGAAAUUUUCUCCUCGUGUAAAAUUUCAUUGAUUUGGCAGCAGACAUGUCCUGAUUCAUUGCUAAGCUCAUGAAAAUUUCCUUUUGCAUUUUGUCCUUGUAAAUCGCAGUGGACAUUGUUAAACUCAUAAAAAUUCUCGUCUGUGUUUUCGCUUGGUAAAUCGCAGGGGACACUCUGAGGCUCAUGAAAAUUUUCAUCUGUAUUUUUGCUUUGUAAAUCGUAGUGGUCAUGGUUGAGCUCAUGAAAAUUCUCUUCUGUAUGUUCUCUUUGGAAAUUGUAGUUUGCCUCAAUGUGAAAAUGUUGCGGAUCUGUAAUUUCGUUUCCAAUAUCUAUGGUAUUACCAUUAUCUUUGUUUUGAGCUUGAAAAUGGACGUUUCGUUUUUCAUGAGGAGUUUCUCACAAUUGACGUGUCUUUCUAAAGGUGCCUUGAGGUAGGCAACUUCAGUCAUGUCGUCACAUGGAUAAUUUGUUUGUAAGCUAUAUCGCGACAUAUAUUCUAAAUUGGAACCGUUUCAUGUACACAGUACAACUAAUAUCUAGUUGAGCAUAUUAUUAUCUGACGUCAUGUAGCCUUUCUCGAUAAAGAGCUUCCUUUUGUAGCACCACUUAUGUCCUUGAACCGAAAGAUUGAGGAAUAAUCAGUCAGUUGUCUGACAGCCUGUCCGUGCAGCAAAAAUUACGCUGAAAAGCAAACCGCGAGCCAAGUGGUCGCACAACGUAAUUUGUUAUCAUGCCAUAUUUAUUUGUUCUUGUUAGUCCUAUGCAAAGUAACAUUUUUCGGAAAUUGCAGUUCCAGCUGAUAUCGUCUCUCAUCCUCAAGCGAAUGUCACAAAAGAAGAGGGAAGUAAUUUGACUUUAUUUUGUAAUGCCGCUGGAAACCCAGCACCGAUGAUACUGUGGACCAAAGAUGGAUCUCCCUUAAACAACAAUUCCAGGAUCAGGUUUUCAAUAGAUAACAGGCAAUUGAUCAUAUCAAAUGUGAAAAGAACAGACAGCGGCCACUACCGAUGUAUAGCGAACAACAGCCUGGGAUAUAAUACCUCAAACGUUGCUGCUGUUGACAUCCAAUGUAAGUUCUCAUCUAACUUCUAUACUGGUAUGAAUACUCUUUCUCUUAACCAGGGUAUGAGUAGCGUUUUGAUACUCGGCGUCGACUGACGGCAGCUUUCACGCUUGUUUCUCCAAUUCACCCUCUUUUUGUUUCCGUCAACUUUUGUUAUAAUUAUUGUCUACUAAACAUGACCUUUGAAUGGCAUUUGCUCCUACCCUCUGCAGUACACCUUCCAUUAUAUGCCCUUUUUUACAGCAUAAAACGAAAGUACAGUCAUGCAUGCAUUUCUAUGCAGACGUUUUGUUUAUCAGUUGCCCUUUGCUAACAAGAUUAAUUUCAAAAUUGCAGAUAAACCUGAGAUUACUUCUCAUCCUAAAAGUGUGGAUAUAAAAGAAGGAGGAAACGUGACCUUUUCUUGUAAUUCUACUGCAAAUCCAUUACCGACAACAUCAUGGACUAAAGAUGAAUCGGCUAUAACAAACGAUUCGAGGAUCAGUUUUUCAGUUGUCAAUAAAGUUUUGACAAUAACGAAUGUGAACAGAAAUGACAGUGGAGAAUAUAGAUGUGUGGCGAGCAACAAACUUGGAAACGAUUCAUCAAAAGCUGCUGAAUUAAAUAUGAAAUGUGAGUGCAUUUGAUUUUCCUUUAAGGUACCACUUACAAACAGAACAGAGUAUUUUAAUACGCAAAGUGUCUUUCGCAGAAAAUACCUUUAAGUAACGUUUGCGGGGAAAUGGAUAUUUUGAAAUCUUCUUUUUUGAGUCCUCGAAAACGAUUACGAAAUGCGCAUAGGAAAUAAUUUAGUCUGAGAACAAACUCUCCCAUGAAUGGCCGUAAUAAGGUGGUCGGGAAUAGGCUUUAACCCUUUAACUCCCAUAAGUGACCAAGAGGGAUUUCUCCUUACAGUGUCAAUGCAAUAUUAAGCAGACAAGUAAUGAGAAUAAAGAAAAAUAGCGAUUAGGGAAUAACUAUUAGAUCCAAUACUAAAUUCUCUGAAGUAACAUUAUAAGAAUUUUAUGGUUGACAUUAAAGACAAUUACAAGUUUGAUCUGGGAGUUAGAUGGUUAAAAGAUUUGGAAGUGAGCACAUCUUAGAUGAAAGCUAUUAGAAAUAACUACUAAAGAAAGAGAUUUCUUCCUGUAAAACACGUUUGAUAACUCCGUAAUAUCUCCAUCAUCUUGCCAAAACUGUACUGAGCACUUUUUCAAGAUAUACGCAAAAAAUGUUUGUUCAAAAAAUUUUACCACAACCUGUUGUAUAGUAACAUGAUUGUAAAAAACAAUUUCUAUGCAAAGCUCUGCUUAUUGUGUUUGUUUGUACAACUCAGAUCGCCCUGAGAUAACAAAACAACCGCAGAAUGUUACGGAAACAGAAAUAAAUAAUGUGACCUUAACUUGUAAUGCUACCGGAAAUCCAGAGCCACAGGUUUCGUGGUUUAAAGAUAAGGAUCUCGUGGAAAGCACUAACAGGAUUUAUUUGUCAGCGAACAACUCGCUCCUGACAAUAACAGAUGUGAACAGAAACGGCAGCGGAGGAUACCUGUGUGUCGCCCAUAAAGAAGUUGGAAACGAUUCCUCGAAAAUUGUGGUAUUAGAUGUACAAUGUAAGUAAAGCACUAUCCAUAGAAUUAUGUGCUUUUAGCAGAAGUGAGACAAGGCUUUUAAUUGUGAAGUGCGCAUACAGGUUGUUUCAUAAGUUCGUGCCCUUUUUUGAACUUUCCUAACUGUCUGUUUUAUGAAGCCUUGCAAAUCACAAGCCAUGUUUACAUUUUUCCUAUGGACAUCUUCAGUAUCCCACAUAUCCCCCUUUGCUGCUGAAUCUCCGUUUCAUUUUUUUCCAUUUUUUGAAAUAUUACAAGCAUAUGUACUGUUCGCUUCAAAACCAGUCAGAGAUUACCAAAAGGGAUUUUUCCUAAAUAAUGAUUUGUUUGUAUUUUUACGUUCAUUACACUUCAGUUUUCGCUAGCAUAAAUUUAGAGAGAACAGUAAUCGAAUUGGUAAGUCCCAGAUUGCGCACGGAAACGUUUCCCUUUAUUCAGAUGAGUCAUUUGUCUCGCUGAGUUGUUUCUAAAGCGCAUUGUCUGGUUAAUAUCCAUUCACACCAGCAAAACAUAUUUAAGUAAACUGAGUUCAACUGAAUGAUAUUAGGGUACAAAGGGCUUAAAAAAAACAUAAUUUCCAUAGGUUUCAAGUCGUCACAAACUUGUAUUUUUAAUGUGCUUAAUUUGAGGUCGACAAAAAUCGGCUUAAGCAGCUUCUCGGAAGUAAACAAUUUAAACCCGUGUUAAACAAAAUAGCUUUAAAACAUGUUUCCGCUUUGGUUUGAAUUAGGUAUAAGUGGGUUUUUUGUACAUUGUAGAUCGACCUGAGAUAGCUACUCAACCGCAGAAUGACACAACAACAGAAGGAAGAAAUGUGACAUUAACUUGUAAUGCUACUGGAAAUCCAGAGCCAGUGCUUUCAUGGUUCAAAGAUAAAAAUCUCGUGAAAAGCAGCCGCAGGAUCAGCUUUCCAGCAGACAGCAAGCUGUUGAAGAUAACGAAUGUGUACAGAACAAGUAGCGGAAAAUACUUGUGUGUCGCUCUUAAUGAAGUUGGGAACGCUUCCUUGAAAAUUGCCUUAUUAAAUAUUCAAUGUAAGUGAGCACUGUACGAAGAAUUAUUUACUGGCAGCAGAGCUAAGAUCAAACUUUAAUAUAUUGUCCUUAUUCUUUAUAAUCAGCGUACACGGGUCUGCUUUCAAGUGGGUUUUUUUUUUCCAAAAAGUGAACACUUUUCAGAAUAAUUAACUAAGUACCAUUUGUAUACUGAGAUACUGAGUAGAUAAAGCGCUAGGAUAGAAUUCCUAUCCGUCUACCAAUUUCGUUUCAGAUGAACCGGAAAUUAUCACUGAUCCUUCUGAUGACAAGGUAAAGGAAGGAAAAAGCAGGACCUUACAUUGCAACGCGACUGGAAAUCCAUUACCUGCAAUAUCAUGGAAAAAAGAUGAAUAUUCUAUUGGCAGUAAUUCCAGGAUAAGUUAUUCAGCAGAGAGUAAUGAGCUGACGCUAAUAAAUGUGUACAGAACAGACAGUGGAAAAUGCCAUUGUGUGGCUAACAAUCGCAUUGGUAAUGCCAGCUCAUAUGCUGCUACAUUAGUUGUAGAAUGUAAGUAUUAACAAUAAUAAUUAUGAUAAUAAUAAUAUUUAAUGAAGGAAGCCAACUCGCCAAGGUGGUUUUAAGUGGGGCCAAGUAAAGUAUUUAGAGAAUUCUUCUACCUCAUUCGGUAGAAAGUCAGCCCGAAAUUCUGGAAAACAGUCAUUUUGGUCUUGCAAGUCAUUUCAAUUUGUUCAGUCAUGUCUGCCGUAAACAUUAACGACCACUGAAUUUUCGAGUUCAAAAAGAUGUUGGCGCCUAUAGCUAGUGUUGCAAAUGUUCAUUGCAAUUGUUUUACAAUUGUAGUUAAAAGUUAGAUUACCAGACAUCCUAAAAGUGGGGAUAUAAAAGAAGGAGGCAACGUGACCUUCUCUUGUAAUUCUACUGCAAACCCAUUGCCGACAACAUCAUGGACUAAAAAUGAAUCGCCUUUAACUAAUAAUUCGAGGAUUAGUUUAUCAGUAGUCAAUAAAGUUUUGACGAUAAUGAAUAUCAACAGUAAUAACCACAAAAGAAAUAAAUUUCUUCAUGUAAAACACGUUUGAUAACUCCAUUUUAUCUUCAUCAUCUUGCAAAAACUGUACUGAACACUUGUUCAAGACAUACGCAAAAAUGUUUGUUCGAGAAUUUGAUCACAACCUGUUGUAUAGAAACAUAAUUGUGAAAACAAUCUAUGUGCAUAGGCUUGCUAAGAGAGUUUGUUUGUACAUUCCAGAUCGCCCUGAGAUAACAAAACAUCCUCAGAAUGUUACGGAAACAGGAAGAAAUAAUGUGACCUUAACUUGUAAUGCUACCGGAAAUCCAGUGCCACAGUUGUCAUGGUUUAAAGAUAAAGAUCUCGUGGAAAGCAACGACAGGAUUUAUUUGUCAGCAAACAACUCGCUCCUGACAAUAACAGAUGUGAACAGAAACGACAUCGGAGGAUACCUGUGUGUCGCCCAUAAUGAAGUUGGUAACGAUACCUCGAUAAUUGUCAUAUUAAAUGUAAAAUAAUGUAAGUAAAGCGCUAUCCAUACAGUUAUGUACUGCUAGCAGAGGUGAGACAAGGCUAUUAAUUGUAAAGUGCGCAUACAGGUUGUUUCAUCAGUUCGUGCCAUUUUUUGAACUUUCCGAACUGUCUGUUUUAGGAAGCCUUGCAAGUCACAAGCCUUGUUUACAUUUUUUCUUUGAACAUUUUCAGUAUCCUGCAUGUCCCCCUUUGCUGCUUAAGAUACGUUUCAGCUUUGCCAUUUCUUGAAAUAUUACAGGCAUAUAAACUGUUUGCUUUAAAACCCAGUCAGAGAUUACCAACCGUGAUUUUUCUUAAAAAAAUAUUUAUUUGUAUUUUUACGUUUAUUCCUUUGGGAAAGGUAGGGAUAGAAAUUUGCUAAGUGAUAGCGAAGCAGACACUUCAUUUUUCCCUAGCUUAAAUGGAGACCAAACGGUAAUUGAAUUGUAAGUACCGGAUUGCGCACGAAAACGUUCCUCUUUAUUUAGAUGAGUCGUUUGUCUCGCUGAUUUGUUCAACUCCACAAUGCAUAGUCUAAUUAAUAUCUAUUCACACCGGCAAAACAUAUUUAAGCAAACUGAGUUUAACUUAAUGAAAUUAUGACACAGAGGACUAAAAGACACAUUUUUCCUUAGGUUUCAAGUCGUCACUGGUAUUUCCGAUGUGCUUAAUUUGAAGUGGACAAAAGUCGGUUUGAGCAGUUUCUCGGAAGUAAACAAUUUAAACAUGUGUUCAACAAACAGCUUUAAACCAUGUUUCCGCUUUGGUUUGAAUUAGGUAUAAGUGGGUUUUUGAAAAUUUGUAGAUCGACCUGAGAUAGCUACUCAACCGCAGAAUGACACAACAACAGAAGGAAGAAAUGUGACAUUAACUUGUAAUGUUACUGGAAAUCCAGAGCCAUUGCUUUCUUGGUCGAAAGAUGGAAACCUCGCGAGCAGCAACAGGGUCAGCUUUUUAGCAGGCAACAAGCUGUUGACGAUAACGAAUGUGAAAAGAUCAGAUAGCGGAAGUACCUGUGUGUCGCUCAUAAUAAAGUUGGGAACGCUUCCUCGAAAAUUGCCAUAUUAAAUGUUCAAUGUAACUGAGCACUGUACGAAGAAUUAUUUACUGGCAGCAAAGCUAAGAUCAAACUUUAACAUAUUGUCCUGUUUCUUUAUAAUUAGCGUACACGGGUCUGCUUUCAAGUGGGUUUUUUUUCUCGAAAAAGUGAACAUUUUUCAGAAUAAUUAACCAAGUACCAUUUGUAUACCGAGAUACUGAAUAGAUAAAGCGCUAGGAUAGAAUUCAUAUCCGUCUAUCUAUUUCGCUUCAGAUGAACUGGAAAUUAUCACUGAUCCUUCUGAUGACAAGGUAAAGGAAGGAAAAAACAGGACCUUAUAUUGCAACGCGACUGGAAAUCCAUUACCAGCAAUAUCAUGGAAAAAAGAUGGAUAUUCUAUUGGCAGUAAUUCCAGGAAAAGCUAUUCAGCAGAGAGUAACGAGCUGACGAUAAUAAAUGUGUACAGAACAGACAGUGGAAAAUACCAUUGUGUGGCUAACAAUCGCAUUGGUAAUGCCAGCUCAGAUGCUGCUACAUUAGUUGUAGAAUGUAAGUAUUAAUAAUAAAAAUAAUAAUAAUAAUAAAAAAAAAAAAAUAAAAAUAAUAAUAAUAAUAAUAAUAAUAAAAAUAAUAAUAAUAAUAAAAAUAAUAAUAAUAAAAAAAAUAAUAUAAUAAUAAUAAUAAUAAUAAUAAUUAAAAAAUAAUAAUAAUAAAAAUAAUAAUAAUAAUAAUAAAAAUAAUAAUAAUAAAAAUAAUAAUAAUAAUAAAAAUAAUAAUAAUAAUAACCAAGAGAGGGAAAUUAACAUAAGGCUUCUUGAAAAAGAGUGCAAGAUCAUUUCAGCAGUGUCCCUGAUCAACUUCAUGGAAAAGAAGAAAUCUACCCUAAAAGUAUUUUGCCGCCAAUAAAAGCAGGAUGAAUCGCGUAAAGUAAAUCGUCGAUUUCAGUGUGACCCUGGACUGAUUUACUCAGAGCUGGAUGAAAUGGCAAAGUCCGACUCAAAGGACGAUCUACCUACCUUCGAAGUGGUACAUCAAGACAAUGAGGCCAAUGAGAAAUGUCAGCUCAACGAUAUCGAUGAAGCAAACUCCUUUUGGAUAAAUCUAUGGGAGAAAGAAGGUCAAGGAAACGCUAAUGCUGAGUGGUUACAAGAGAUUUCAUCAGCAUUUGCCAGAAAUGUUCCCUCUUCAUCUGAAAGGGAUUGUAGGUUGGACGCAGAGGCUGUAGAAAAGGCCCUGGAAAAUAAGAAAAACUGGGGUGUUCCAGGCCUCGAUAAAAUUGUCAACUACUGGUGGAAAAAGUCGACUGUGGUGCACAAAGAUAUGGAAAAAGCUUUCCAAGCAAUCAAUGAAGGGUCUCACGACCUCCCUCAGUGGUUUUCAGAGGGGAGAACCAUCUUGGUGCCAAUGCCUGGCAACUAUACGAGCGACAACCAAAGACCAAUUACGUGUCUGAACACCGUGUACAAGUGGUUUCCAUCUUGCUUGUUGCCCCCGACUGUAGUAAACAUUAGUGCAUAAACCGUUGCCUUCAAUUGAUAUUUUAAUGUCUAGAAAAUUUCUAGACAUUAAAGGAAAUUUCCCAGGUAUAUUUAAGAGCCGGAUGAAAGGAAUUGACGGCGGUUAUAAAUUGAGUGAGCUCGUCUCUGGCAAAGGAGGUAGCGCCGAUGCAAUCGUCAAUGUAACGGCCGUAGAGUUCAGGUUUUAGGCCGUGGUAUUGACUAAAAAGUUGAUGUUCAAUAAAACCUACGAAAAGAUUGGCGUAACUGGGUCCCAUUUUAGUACCCAUGGCCACGCCAUUAGUUUGUUUGUAGUAGUUACGAACGAAUGAAAAGCGAUUGAGUGUGAGUACUAGUUUGGCCAAACGGAGUAGUGCUUCAGAGCUGGGUUCCUUAACAGUGCGAUGAUCAAAAAAAUGUUUGAGGGCCCGGAGACCUUCGUCAUUGGGAAUGACAAUAUAAAGAGAUGUAAUAUCCAUAGAGAGAAUAAGUUUGUUUUGGCCAAGGAAACUAAAGUCACGAAAAAUUUUAAGUGGGUGUUGGCUGUCCUUCAUGUAAGAUGGUAAAGUUUGACGAUAGGUGUCAUAAUUUUGUCUAAAUUGCUGGAAAUAAGUUCGGUGGGGCAACUGUAGGAAGAAGCGAUGUGUCGUCCUGAGUUUUUAGGUUUGUGGAUUUAGAUAAAAAGUAAAUACACGAAGUUCUGGCAGUGGUGAUGGUGAGAUUUUUAGCAGUGGCUGGUAAUUCUUGUUUAGCUAUAAGAUAGUUAAUCGUAUUUUUGACAAUGUUUUGGUUAAUUAAAGUGAGGUCUUUGUCGACUUUAGCAUAAAAGGAGGUGUCGGAAAGUUGCCGCAAAGCUUCUUUUUGGUAGAGGUCGGCCCGCCAACAACAACUGCGCCGCCUUUGUCGGCCGCUUAAAUGACUAUUUCUCUGCGUUUCUUGGAGUUUUUAUUGCCGACCACUCUUCCGAAGGAAGAUUGGAAAAUUUGGUGUUACGAUUGAUUUUAAGUUUGUUGAUAUCGUGGCGACAUUUUUUGAUGAAAAAAUCUUAAGAUGCGAAGUAGCAUCGUGGCGACAUUUUUUGACGAAAAAAUCUAAAGAUGGUUAACAAUUGAGUUGAAAACGUAAAUUGGCCACCGAAAAGAGUAAAAAAGCUGGUGUUUCGAGCAUUAGCCCUUCGUCAGAGCGAUUGGAGGAAUUGUGGGUUGUGUGGGAUGUUCUCGGAGGAUGGUCUAAAGAGCUCCUGGAGACGAUAGACGAGAUGUUCGGAAGCAGAGGAAAUAUGGCGCUCCAAAAGAUGCAGAAAUCUGUUAUUUCAACUAAUCAAGACUUAUGUAUAAGUGGCGCCACCAAAUUAGAGAGGAAAAUUGAACAUAUAAUCACUGACUAUAUAGAUUAAAUAUUUGGGAUCUCCUCUCUUUGCUCGCAACAUAUCUUUGAUAGAUUAUGUUUUAAUUCCAUGAGAAAUCUUAUUGAAUAUUUGUAUUUUUUCCUGUAUUUAGAUUUUAUAAGAGGAUUCUAGAGGGUUUUUCUUAGAAUGUUUUUAAUUUAUUUUAGCAGCUUUAUUGAAUCAUUGUUAAAGAGAUACAAUACCUAUGAAAGUAUAUGUAUGGAUAGAUAUUGUUUAGAAAAUUAGGUUAAUUUUAUGACAUGGCCUCUAGGCUACGCUUAGCGCCCUACUGUGCCAUUAGGAUUCAUAGCACUAAGAUGUGUAUUAUUAGAUUGAUUUAGCAAGAGGACGGGAACGUCAUUUCAGAACGGGAAAGCGCGCGGAUAAUCUGGACACGACUCUAUUUCCACUUCCGGUGUUAGCAUUGCCGUUCUCCCCAUCGAGUUCAGGACGUCCUUUCGCUGGUUUUCCCGUCGUGAUCAAAACGCCUAGGGUUUGCGUUAAUUGUGCAUUUAUAAACUAGAUAAUGCUGUUUGGAAUGAUUUCAGAACUCAUUUCCAGGAUAUCCAGUUCUCUUUCUUUUUUUUAUUAGGUGAAUUUGUGAAAAUUUAUUGCUACAUUUAUUCUGGAUUCUCGAAAAAAAACACGAUCGUUAGCAAGCGAUCCAAGAUUUUAGGGCUCAGUUACCUUUUGUAAUUGAGCGUGGCUUUAAACAACGUAAGGGCUUUUCUUUGAUACAUUUCUUAAACCAUGUAUGGAAACUCUAAGACUGGGUGCUGUUAAUUUUAUCGUGAAUUAAUUCACCAAUAAAUUAAACUUGCUUCAUGUUGAAGUUUAUUAAAAUGAAAUAACACAAAGGUUACCUGCUGUAUUAUUCAGUGUUAUUUGUUGUCAUUGUCGUUUUAACCGUGAUUGAAAAGUGUUUUGCGAAUUGAAGUCAGAGAUAAAACAACUUGAGAACGGCUCGAGUUUGCACUUUUUUAUGUCUUUAGUUUUUGAUCAGCGCCGGUGAAAACUAAGACAAGAAAGUCAUGCAAUCGCUACGAAAGAGAAUAACAAUCAACUUGAUUUCGGCACGGCUUUCUAAAUCUAUUAAUUUGAUUCAGUCUUGAACGACCUUAUUCGUUAAAAAAUUAAAUUAAAAAAAAAUAAAAUAAAACAGGAACGAAGUCUUAUUCCUCAGUCUAACCGUUUCGUUGGUGACUAGUUUGAGGGCAUUUCAUUUGUUCACGGCUAAACGGGAACUCAUUGUAAACAAAAAUGCAUUGCAACUCUAAGAGGGUGGCGCUCAAAAGAGAUGUACUAUCAUGAUUGAGAAGAAUACUCAGUAAACAAGGGAAAAACGGCGACGAUUUCAAUUCCAAAUAAUACUUUACAAGAUUAUGAAGAAAUACGAAUGCCAACAAUUGUGUUUCCUUUCGAGAAUUCAGCACAAAUGGAGCGGUAAAUUUUCCCAAAAUACACCGAAUAAACCAAAGGAAGGGACCAAGUUAUCCUGGAAAUGAUUUCUGAAAUAAUUCCUGAAAUAAUUCCAAACAGUAUUGUCUCGUUUAUAGGCGCAAAAAAUAUACGCAAAUCCCAGGCGUUUUGAUUACGAUGGGUAAACCAGCGAAAUAACGUCCUGAACUUGUUGGGGAGAACGGCAAAGCUAACACCGGAAGUCGAGAUAGAGUCGUGUCCAGACUAUCCGCGCGCUUCCUUGUUCUGAAAUGACGUUCCCGUCCUCUUGCUAAAUCACUCUUAUAAUAUUUAAUGAAAGAAGCCAACUAGCCAAGGCGGUUUUAAGUGGGGCCCAGUAAAGUAUUUAGAGAAUUCUUUUAACUUAUUCUGUAGAGAGUCAGCCCGAAAGUCUGGAAAACAGUCAUUUUGGUCUUGCAGGUAAUUUCAAUUGCUUCAGCCAAUGGUUGCUAUAAACAUUAACGGCUAUUAAAUUGUCGAAUUCAAAAAGAUGUUGGCACUUAUAGCUAGUGUUGCUAAUGUUCAUUGCAAUUGUUCUACAAUUGUAGAUAAAAGUGAGAUUACCACUCAUCCUAGUAAUGUGACAAAAACAGAAGGAGAAAACGUUACGUUACACUGUAAUGCUACUGGAUAUCCGCUCCCUACACUAUCAUGGACCAAAGAUGGGUCUGACAUAAGUAACGCUCUUAGGAUCAGCUUUUCAGCAGACAAAAAGCAGUUGGCAAUCACCAAAGCGAGCCGAGUAGACAGCGGAGUAUACCGAUGUGUGGCGUCCAACAGCCUUGGAAAUGAUACCUCCAUUGUUGCUGUUGUAGAUGUCCAAUGUAAG